AUUAUUUAAUAGAAAUGCAUUCUGCCAAGAACAGGUUUGUGCAAGCAGUCCAGCGCCUGCAGGACUUCAGGAAUAUGUAUGAUUAUGAAGCUCGCCUUGCAACAUUCGCAGACUGGCCCUUUACUGAAAACUGCAAGUGCACCCCAGAAAAUAUGGCCAAGGCUGGCUUUGUACACUGCCCCACUGAGAAUGAGCCUGAUGUUGCUUGUUGCUUUUUCUGCUUGAAGGAGCUGGAGGGCUGGGAGCCAGAUGAUGACCCUUGGACUGAACACUCCAAGCGUUCUGCCAGCUGUGGUUUCCUUUCCCUGACAAAGUGUGUGAACGACCUCACAAUGGAAGGGUUUCUGCGGCUGGAAGCUGAUCGAAUCAAAAGCUUCUAUCGCAAAUUUUCUACUGUCGUCCUUCAGUAUGUAGAGGAAGAAAUGACUGCAACAACAAAGCGCCUGCUGGAAUACUUCUCCAACCAACACCAGUGCUCCAUAGAUCUUGACCGCUGAAUACAAGCAAAUAGCAUGGCUGUCAUAAGGCUUCUGAGGUGGCUACUGGCAAGCAAACUCAUUUUAAUAAAGCCUCAUGCAUCAGAUGUCUGGUAACAUGGAUGCUGACCCUUCUCAAUUACUCUAAUGCUUUUUUAAGAUCCAGUUUCUACCUAUUUAUUUUUAGGAAUUUUGCUAGUGUUCUGAGAUUUUAUAGUUCUCCAUUUUUUAAAUUAAAUAAAAUAAUUUUAUUCUAUUGCA
Molecule: messenger RNA, 737 nt
Organism: Xenopus tropicalis (tropical clawed frog)
Lineage: Eukaryota; Metazoa; Chordata; Amphibia; Anura; Pipidae
Gene: birc5l
Product: baculoviral IAP repeat-containing 5 like
Exons: 4
Coding region: 15-497 (160 amino acids)
Cellular component (GO): nucleus; cytoplasm; chromosome, centromeric region
Source: RefSeq, marked provisional